AAUAGGGAAGUACAUAAUUGUAAGAGCGCAAAGAGUGAGAGAGUGUGAGAGAGAGUGAGAGAUAGAGAGUACAUAAAGUACAUGAAGUUUGUUUUUAAGUUAUUAAAAUUAGAGAACAGAGAGAGUUGUAGACUUAUAAUAUCAGGACCUAUAGACACCUGGACCAACCUGUAGAGAACACAACAUUAUAUCAGGACCUAUAGACACCUGGACCAACCUGUAGAGAACACAACAAGAUGAGGAUCCUGCUGAUAUUCAUCCUCCUCUCCUUCAUGACAGGUUGUUUGAGCUCCUUCAAAGUGACAGGAUACUCUGGAGGAACUGUCAUCAUCGACUGUCAUUAUUCCACAGAAGACAGAAGUCAUGAGAAAUAUUUCUGUAAGGGACCAAAGUGGACUUAUAGUUGUGAUAAGAAGAUAACUACUCUGAGGAAGAACACCUGGUUCCACACUGGUAGAUUCUCUCUGUAUGACGUCACUGGAGGAAACUACUUCAAGGUGAUCAUCAGACAACUGACCAGACAAGAUGAAGGGACCUACUGGUGUGGAGUGGCCAAACCUGCUAUACUUACACCUGACAGUUAUACCGAGGUAGAGCUGGAUGUGAAGACGGGUGACUGCUGUGAGAAGUCAGUCACAGAGACGGCCUUUCUGGGAGGAGAAGCUACCAUCAGAUGCAACUAUUCAGAGGACCGUGAGGACAGCAUCAGGUAUUUCUGCAAGGAAGACAGUGAAUCUGACUGUGAAUACCAGAUAUCCGGUACAUAUUACUCAGAACUAGGAAGAUACUCUAUUUCUAAGAGAAGAAGAGAGAGAUUCUCCACAGUGACCAUCAGGGACCUGACUGAAGAUGAUACUGGGACCUACUGGUGUGGAGUAGAAACCAGCAGGACAGAACAACGUUACAUUACACUGAUCACACAGGUGAAGCUGCUUGUUAUAAAUUGGAGGAACAGACCUGUAAAGAAGACAGGACAUGUUGGGGAGGUCGUCAGUCUCUGGUGUAAAUAUCCACGGGAGAAUGAGGAGAAAGAGAAGAUAUUUUGUAAAGGGGACAGUCCUUCAACAUGUGAAGAUAAGAUAACAUCUAGGACACAGAACAAAAUGGCAGACAAUGGCAGGUUUUCCCUAUUUGAUAACCGUGAGAAGACCAACUUCACUGUGCACAUCAAAGAGCUGAGACCAGAGGAUUCUGGGACAUAUUGGUGUGUGUCUGAUAGAAGAUGGAGACCUGCAGACUACACUAGAUUUAUCCUCUCUGUGGUGGCACCAACCACCAUCACAAAAUCAACAACAACUACAGCACUUCCAGCCACAAAAACCUUUAUCUCAAAAUCAUCAUCAUCAUCACCAUCACCAUCACCAUCAUCAUCAUCACCAUCAUCACCAUCAUCAUCACCAUCAUCAUCACCAUCAUCACCAUCAUCAUCACCAUCAUCAUCACAAUUAGUCAACGGAUUUGGUACCUCAGUGGUCGUCAUGGUGUCUGUUAGUCUGGUAGUGUUACUGUUGGUGAUCAGCCUGAUCAUAGUCUACAGAUGGAAAUACAACAAGGCCACAGGAUCUGUCUCUUCAACACACAGAGUGAGUCCAGACACAGGAAUCAAUGAAGGGGGUUGUCAUGGUGAUGGUGACUAUGAAGAGAUAAAGGAGCGCCCCCUACAGUCAGACUCAGACGCUGCGACCUCCACCAUCUAUGCCACCGUCAACUUACCCACAAGCCAAUCUGACUCUCUCCACUACUCCAGCGUCAGCUUCCACAAGAUCCCCAGAUUCCCCUACGAAGCCACUGACACCAUUACUAAAGAGGGCAGCUGCCCCAAUGAAGCCACCGCUUCCAUUGCUAAAGUGGGCACUUCAUCAUGUGACUAUGCUACUGUGAACUUUGGUCAAAGCCCCGCCUACUCUACUGUCAAUCAUCCACACAGCUCCUCUGAGGCUCCUCCCAUCUACUCCACAAUCAGCAAACCCAGAGACACCUGAGUCAAUGGCAACCAAUCACAAGAUACAUACACACACUGGCGACCAAUCACAAGAGACAUAUUUUAACUAUAUGCGCUGACCUCUCUCUCUCUCUCUCUCUCACUCUCUCUCUCUCUCUCUCUCUCUCUCUCUCUUUAAAUAUUAGUGUUUCCUGUUCAGAGCCUUGUUGUUAUGGUAACACUCCCCCUUCUUAGGGCUAGGGUCUAGUUUUCUGAAUUUCCGCCUGACUGACGUGCCCAAAGUAAACUGCCUGUUACUCAUGCCCAGAAGCCAGGAUAUGCAUAUAAUUGUUAGCAUUGGAUAGGAAACACUUUGAAGUUUGUAGAAAUGUUAAAAUAAUUUAUGAUCCUAUAACACAAUUGAUAUGGUAGGAGAAAAUCCAAAGAAAAACCAACCAGAUAUUUUUUUUUUAGGUCCCAGGCUCUUAUAAUGGAAAGCUAUGGGUCCUAUGCAAUUCCAGCUUCCAGUUUGCAAUUCCAAUAGCUUCCACUAGAUGUCAACUGUCUUUGUUCAAGGUUUCAGGCUUGUUUCUUCAAAAACGAGGAAGAAUUUGGAGUUUUGGUACAAAGAGUCACAGUUGAAAAUCAGUCUGCGGGCGUGCGAGGAAGAGGACGUGCACCUGCUAAUUUUACAUUUUCAAUUGAACAUACUUCUUUCCGUAUGAAAAAAUAUAGUUUAUUUACAUUUUUUCUGGUUGUUUAGAGUCUUAUUGUUAUGGUAACAAAAUAAAGUACAUAUUGAAUCAUGAAA
Salvelinus fontinalis (brook trout) is the source of this 2732-nucleotide messenger RNA. Its product is annotated as polymeric immunoglobulin receptor-like. The transcript is spliced from 8 exons. The record is from RefSeq and is a predicted model, not a curated record. Lineage: Eukaryota; Metazoa; Chordata; Actinopteri; Salmoniformes; Salmonidae. Bases 237 to 1982 code for a protein of 581 amino acids.